Molecule: messenger RNA, 4509 nt
Organism: Drosophila busckii
Lineage: Eukaryota; Metazoa; Arthropoda; Insecta; Diptera; Drosophilidae
Gene: Tango1
Product: transport and Golgi organization protein 1
Exons: 7
Coding region: 123-4451 (1442 amino acids)
Biological process (GO): endoplasmic reticulum to Golgi vesicle-mediated transport; protein secretion; vesicle cargo loading
Cellular component (GO): endoplasmic reticulum membrane; endoplasmic reticulum exit site
Source: RefSeq, a predicted model, not a curated record
AAGCCAACUCAGCUAAUGUGAAGAAAUUUUUUAUACACAAAAAUUUUGCACACUGAUUGUAAAAGCAUAUAGCCGCAAUUUAGUAUAUUCUCAUUGUAAACAGUGCAGGCGAACAAUGCAAAAUGCGGCCAACACACGCAAACGCCCAAACGACCAAGCUGUGGAGUGAAUGUGCCAUUUACCUGACCAUAACAUUAGCACUUUCAUUUUCAUGUCUUCCAACUACGUGGGCUUUGUCCGACCAAAGACUGUGCGCUGACGAAAAAUGUGAACGAAUCAUCUCUAUGGGCAUAUCCAAAAUUAAAUAUAUUGGCUCCGAAGAUGGCAUGUUGUCCUUUAAAAUCAAUUCCCCGGUAAGGAUAAUGUCCAAGAGUGCCGGCAGCAAUCCUAAACUAUGGGGUGUAGAGAUCAAUGGACGUCGUGGCUAUGCUAACAAGGAUUUUAUUAUGGAAAAGAAAAUUAACAUAAACGAAAAGGAUCUCAAGUUUACAGUGCCAGUUGUAUGGCCGCCAACAUCUGCUACACCAGCAGCAGCGACUCCGGCUGCAGCAGCAGCAUCUCCACCAGCAGCAGCAGCAGUACCUGCCGAGCAAGCACCGCCCGUGCUUAAUGCCUCUGAAGCAACUGAUGAACUGAGCACCACAACAACAUCGCCGCUGGACACGUUACAGCUAUCCAUACUAACGGAGCAGGAUCAGGCAAGCAGCAGCGAAGCUUCAACGCCCAUAACACCCGUGCAACCCAAUUUACAAGUAGUUGAUGGCACGGAGCUGCCAUUGGAUUCCUUGUCUUCAGUCGGUGAGCGCGAGCGUGAGCAUAAUCAAUCCAAAAGUGCAUUAGAUGAGGCAAAGCCUGUAGCUGCUGAGCAGCUGGCAGCGCCCACGGCUACGAACGACGACGAUUAUGAAUUUGACGACUACGAAGAAGAGGAGGUUUACGAAGACGAUGACGAAUCGCUUGAUAGCAAAGCUAACGAAGUCAAAGUAGAUGUCAUGGCGCAAAAAUUAGACGAGGCACCAGUUAAGGUGGACAAUGUUAAGACUGAGCAAUUGAGUACUGAAGAAGUUGCAUCGUCAGUUACGCAGAAGCCAACAUUAGAGACUGUGGAUAAAGUUGAAGCAGUUGUAGAUGCAAUUGUGGACAGCAAGCAAAACGAAACAGAGCCCGCGGUAAAUGCUGCCUUUAUAUCAAUUACUGAAACCACCACCACGGAAAAUACUGCAAACGGGGAACAGCCAAAAAUAGAGCAGGUAAAGCCUGUAGAGCAGCUUAUUGAGCUGCCGAAGGUGGCUGUGCCAAAGGACAAGGAAGUUCCAAUUGCAAGCCCUCCAACGCCAGUUGAAGCUCCAAUAGUUGAGCCAUCAGUCAGCGAGACUGAAAAAUUGAAGUUGCCAGAAGCUGAGUUUGAAAAAGUUGAAGAUGUUGUAGACCAAGCUAAUGCAACAAGCGUGGAAGCUGGCAAACCAGAGGAAAAGCUUUCGAAUACAACUGAAGCUCAGACAAAGCCUGCUGAAGAGGCAGUGAACGCAACGCAGCAGCAGCCCCAAAAUGACACGGAAUCUCAAGUCGCCGACCCUCUAGUUGAGAAACCAAAACCUCAGAACCUUACAACAGAAGCUAAGGAUGCUUCAGAGCUCCAAGGGACAGCUGCAAAGCCAAAUGAAACCGCUGACCAACCUCAAGUGGAAGAAAUUGUUGCGCCUGCAAAGCCACAACCAAUGGAUGCAGUAGAAAGCACGACUUCCAUGCCAAGCGAGCGGAUACCAGUACCAGCUAGUUUGCCGCCGCUAUUUAAGAAACAACAAUUUAAGGAUCCCAAUGAGUACUACAAGCAGCUGCAGGAGCAGCAGCAACUGAAGCAACAACAACAGCAAGAGGCAACGUUGGAAAAGCAUGAUCAGCACCAAGAAGAACAGGAGCAGCGAGAAAAGCAAGUGCAGAUGCAAAAGGAACAGGAACAGCGCGAAAAACAAGAAAAACAAGAUCAGCAAGAGAGGCAAGAGCGGGAAAAACUGGAGCAAGAGCAGAGAGAAAAGCAAGAGCGGGAAAAGGAAGAGGAAGCACAGCGGCAAAGACAAGAGCGGGAACAGAAGGCGGAAGAGCUGCGACAGCGAGAAGAGGAGCAGCGACAGUUGUCAAUGGAGCAGACCACGCCCACGCCGGACACAAAGCAAGCUUAUGAUGACAUUUAUGAGGCGACAGCCACGCCUGCUCCGCCCAAAGAGCCUGAGUCAUUAGUAUCUAGCGGUGCUGUGGGCUCAGUGGAACCCUUGGCGUUGCCCACAACAAGCCCUGAAGCUAUCAAAGAAGACGCUGGCUUAAGCCUGGGACUGUUUAGCACAAUUAUGGACACGGUUAAUUCAUUUAUAAGCAAUCAAGGUGAUAAGCCAGCUGAAGAACCUGCCGGACAUGAUGAACUACAUCGCUUGCUCUAUCCGGAUGCCCCAGUACCAGCAGCAAUCCAAUCAGGUCAAGCAGCUGAAGCACCUCAGGGCCACUGUGAGCGUACCAUGUCUCCAAAUUGCCACGCUAGCAUUAGUUUGGACAACUUUGCUGAAGUGUUGGCCGCCAAGAUUUUGGAUAAUAGCUUGUUGUUGGCCUGCGUAGUUAUAGCGGCUGCCUCAUCGCUGUUCUUCAUAUGCGCCUACUAUUGUUGUUGCAAUAGCAGUCAGGAGGGUGCUUUGUUGUCUAAAUUGAAUCACUUGGAGCGCAGUUUGUUGGCCUCGCAUAAGGAGAAUCUGCUGGUGAAGCAUGAGCUGACGCACACGCGCAAUAAGUUGGCCAGCAUAGAGGAUAAUUCAUUUGGCUCGAAUGAUAUGGUGGCAGCGCUUAAGAAGGAACUAGAAACGGAACUCUAUGAGAAGGGCAAACUGCAGGAGCAAGUGAGCGCCUUGGAGAAGGACUUGGACAAUGCGGCGGAAGCGGGCUUGGAGCUGAACAAAAUGUUGUCGGAGGUGCUCAACGGACAGAAUGGCGAUGAGGCCUUUAUGAGCACUGUGGAGGAGCUGCAGCGUCAGCUCAAUGAUCAAGAGAAGAUCAUCAUAGAGAUCAAUGGCAGCUUGGCAGAGAAAAGUCGUGAGAACAGCGAGAUGCAGUAUACUUACACCGAAUCCACGGCACGUUUAACUAGUGAAAUGCAGACUCUGCAGCAGGAUAACUAUGAGCUGGAAAUGGAAAAGGCCAAGCUGCAGACGCGCAUUGAGGAAAUGCAAGCGGAAACGGAGCAAGAGCUGGCCAAGGCGCUAGAGGCGCGCAACUAUGAAAUGCAGCGACUGCAGCAGCAGAUCAUGGAGCUAACCGCCAAGCAUGAUCAAACGCAAAGCGAGCUGCAGACUAGUCUGGCCAAGAUUGAGGCAUUAGAAGAAGCGCUCAGUGCGCUAAAGAAGGGCAGCAAUGCCAAUAUCCAAGAGCUCAUUAGCUCAGCUAAGUCACGUGGUGAGCUCAAUGCGGCGCAGCAGAAAUUUGUUGCCUUGCAAGCCAAACUGGAGCAGGAAGUGGGUGCCAAGGCACGCGUGGAAAGUCAGCUACAGCAAUCCAGCAGCGAUGUGGAGCAACUGAAGCAGGACUUUAACCAAUCCGAGCGGGACAAGCUCGAGGCGCAAACGCGUCUAGAAGUGCUCUCGGGCUACUUCCGUGAAAAGGAAACGCAGCUGCAAAAGGAGCUUAGCCUGCAGGAGGCCAAGUGGCUGCAGCAUCAGGGUGAGAAUGCCAGCACAGUGGAAACGCAGACGCUGAUGAAGAAUGAAAUUCAAACACUCAAAUCACAGAAUGAUGAGCUGCGUGCAGAGAUUGAGGCGCAGAUUGCCUCGCAUAAGGCACAGAUGGGCACGCUGGAGAAUCGUGCGCAUGAGUCCUGGCUGGCAGCGCGUCAAUCGGAGCGACGCUGUGAGGAGGCAUUGGCUGAGGCGGCUGGACUUCGACGCAAGCUGACCGCCAUGGCCAGCGGCUCAGUCAGCGAUAUACUGCUGGAUGCUACCGCGACCGAGCUUAACAACGCGCCAUCCCCGCUGCCGUUGCCCGGCUCGCCAGGUUUGCUUAAUAUGCCCAAUGCACUGCCAUUCCUGCCGGCACCCUUCUCGCCAUUUAUGGGUUUGCCGCCGCCAUUUUUACCACCCGCCGGCGCUGGCGUAGGCGGCGCGCGUCCACCCCCACUGGGACGCAUGCGGUCGCCACCGCCCACAACGCGUGAUGACUACAGUGACUAUGAUGAUUACGAUGAGGAAGAUGAUGAUGAUCGCGGCAUGGACCGCAGCAGGCGGCACAGCGGCAGCUGGGGCCGAGAGCAUCAUCAUCAUCGGGAUCAUUACAUGCAUUCGCCACGUACAUAUCGCUCGCUCUCACCAUCGGACAGUCGCUACAACUACAACGAUACCGAAACUGACUUCAGCCCUCCACCCAGUCCGCCGCCGCCAGCGCGCCACAAGAGCUCGCGGACUCACAACGAAGUAUGAAACUGCGGCCAUGAUGUGUACUUCACUAAAAGCUGGUUGAAUCCCAAAAAAAAAAAAA